CAAAGCGCGCAUUGUCGCCAUUUAUUUAGGUGUGGUAAAAUUACAAAACCAUCACCUGUGGUAAGAUCCUGUCAGUCAGAGCAAACUGAAUCCAAAACCAGGAAUAAUAUACAGCUGAAUCAGACAAGCUACCAAAUCAACUUUGUCAAUAACAUAAUGGCAUCUAAUGAUGUUAUAAAAUUCCAUAAGUGUGUUGUAUGUGAUGAGAUUUUCCCACAAUAUGAUGAUUUAAAACGACACAAUAAAAUACACAUUAAACAAGAGAAAACUGAUGAUAUAGAUGGACGGAGCCAUGUUAAUGAAGAGAAAACUGAUGAUAUAGAUGAAUACUGCCAUGUUCAUUUUGAAGAAGAGAAAACUGAUAAUGUAGAUGAAUAUCGUCAUGUUAAACGAGAUAAAACCGGGGAUAAUGAAGCAGUUCAUCAGUAUGAUGAUGAAUUUAAAUUAAAAAAUAAAUUUAAAAAACCCAGUCAAUUACAACAUGAGACAUGUUUUAGCGAUUAUGAUGAAACUGGAAUACAGAGUCAAAAAAUUAAUAAUAAGUAUCCUGAAAAGGGUGUUAGUUGUGACAUUUGUAGUAAAUCAUUUAUUAAUAAAUAUUACCUGAUACGUCACAUGGCUUCUCAUGCUGGAAAUAAACCUCUUGAAUGUGAUGUUUGUAAUAAAACAUUCACUCAGAAUGUUGAUUUACAUAGACACAUGAAAACUCAUUCUGAUAAAAAACAUGGAUUCACUCCGGGUGUCGAUUUACAGAAACACACGAGAAUCCAGACAGGAGUAAAACCUCUUGAAUGUGAUGUUUGUAGUGAAUCAUUCACCCAGAAUGUUGAUUUACAGAAACACAUGAGAAUUCAUUCGGGAGAAAACCCUGGCGUUUGUAGUGAAUCAUUCACCCAGAAUGUCGAUUUACAGAAACACAUGAGAAUUCAUUCGGGAGAAAACCAUGAAUCAUUCAAUGAGGAUGUCGAUUUACAGAGACACAUGAGCAUUCAUAUUGAUGAGAAACCUUUCGAAUGUGAUGUUUGUAGUAAAUCAUUUAGUCUGGAUGUCGCUUUACAGAGACACAUCAAAACCCAUUCGGGAGAAAAACCUUAUAUUUGUGGCGUGUGUGGCAAGUCAUUUUCGCGGAGUUCGAGCCUCACUGAUCACAUGAUCAUUCAUACAGCCGAGAAACCCCACCAAAAGCCUUAUGAAUGUGUUGUUUGUCGAAAAUCGUUUUCUAGGCGUCGUAAUUUAAGACAACACAUGAUUACCCAUACUACAGAAAGACCUUAUGAAUGUGAUGUUUGUGGCAAAUCGUUUGCAAGAAAUGGCAACCUGAAGGAACACAUGGUCAUCCAUACUCAGGAAAGACCACAUCAAUGUGAUUUUUGUAAUAAAUCAUUUUCUAGAAGUGGAACUCUACAAACACACAGGAGGAGAAUCCAUACAGGUGAGAAGCCCCAUCAAUGUGAUGUUUGUGGUAAAUCAUUCGCUGAAAGUUUCGAUCUGUUGAGCCACAUUAGAAUCCAUAAUGAAGAGAAGCCGUAUAAAUGUGAUGUUUGUAGUCGAUCAUUCGCUGAAAAUACUCAUCUAUUCAGUCACAUGGCAACCCAUACAGGUGAAAGACGUUUUAAAUGUGAUGUUUGUGGUAAUUCAUUUACUAGAAAUAGUCAUCUACAGGAACACGUGAGAAUUCACACCGGUGAAAAACGUUAUCAAUGCGAUCUUUGUAUUAAAUCAUUUUCUAAAAGUGGCACUCUACACACCCACAGAAUGAGGAUUCACACCGGAGAAAGGCCUUAUAAGUGUGAUGUUUGUGGUAGAUCAUUCACUUCCUGUUCUGAUCUUGUGAAACACACAAGGACCCAUACAGGUGAAAAACCUUAUAAAUGCGAUGUAUGUGGCAAAUCAUUCACCUUGAGUAGUAAUCAACAGCGCCACCUGAGAACUCAUACUCAAAGGAUUCAUACUGAGCAGCAGCCUGUAUAAAUGCAACAUGUUGUAAUUCACUAUGGCAAUCAAAUUAGAAAAAUAUUACCUAAUUCUCUCACAUGUUUGGCAUGCACAUAAAAGAUCCUUUGGCAGUUGGAAUUCGAUAUAAGAGUAGGCGGUAGUGCCGCUGUCCGGCCAAAAUUUCACUUAUAGCACACUGUAUGGCGUAUGUCCGUCUUUUUUAGCCCAGUUAGGAGCAGAACAGUAGGAUGUUAAACCCCAUUUUUUUUUAUUUCUCCCAUGUUUGCUGAGAAAGUUCUUCUGGACUUUCCGACAUGGUUUUUCUCUUGUCACUGGUGCAAGGAACAGAAUUGAGAACGUUAAAUCCCAUUUCAUUUCUUGUAGUAAUAAAAACCUCCCUCAAACAUGAUUUACAUAAAUUUGUAAAUAAUUGAAAUAAAUAGAAAAAUCUAACUAUUUGUUUUAACUUGUGGUUUCAAAUCCUCAGUUGUACGUGACAAGGAGUAGGGUUGCCUGUCCAACCUUGUGGGUUUUCUCCCGUUUCCUUAAAGGGCUAAUCCCGAUAAUUUUUUGGAGAAUAAAACUGUUUAAUUUUGUUUUAAAAUCACUUAAAAUCCUCUACCUGAGGGCCGAGCAACUAACUCGAUAUUUGUGAUAAGUUUUCAAAUAACUGAAACCCGUCAGUCUUCUUGUGGUAAUGGAGACCAGUAUCCAAAGCUGUAUUAUGCAGUGUCUAGAAAAAACCAGACAUUUUUUGUAUAAAAAUAAUGUGUAGAAU
This is a messenger RNA of Patella vulgata (common limpet), 2713 nucleotides long. Its product is annotated as zinc finger protein ZFP2. Gene Ontology annotation, cellular component: nucleus. The transcript is spliced from 3 exons. The coding region runs from base 157 to 1971 and encodes 604 amino acids. The record is from RefSeq and is a predicted model, not a curated record. NCBI's taxonomy places the organism in Eukaryota, Metazoa, Mollusca, Gastropoda, Patellidae. Gene Ontology annotation, molecular function: DNA-binding transcription activator activity, RNA polymerase II-specific; RNA polymerase II cis-regulatory region sequence-specific DNA binding. Gene Ontology annotation, biological process: regulation of transcription by RNA polymerase II.